GCCGCCUUCUUUUUCAGUUCUCACAGCUCCUGACGUAGGCGGCAGAAGGGUAGCAACAGUUGCCUCGAGACCCCCGCGCUCGCGCACCAUAGCGACUGUAGUCUUGGAGACGGUUUCUUACCAACAGCGGAGAGCAACAGCAGCAGCAGCAGCAGCGGAAACUGGAGCUGAAACACAAAGUGUGUGUGAGAGUGUGUGUGUGUGUGUGUGUGUGUGUGUGUGUGUGAGAGUGAGAGUGUGUGAGAGACAGAAAGAGAGAGAAAAGACAAGAAAACAACCAGAAAGCUGACAAGGUGUGUGGUUUCCCCCCCCCUUUUUAACGAGAGAGAGAGAGAGAGAGACAGAGGACAUCAUGCAGAACUCAGAGGGCGGCUCGGAGGCAGCGUCCACAGUGACGCUACAGACGACCACUUCGGCCCAGGCGCCGGUUGUUCAACCCGUACCUCCAUCACAACAGAGGGUGUUAGUCCAGGCCACAGGUUCGUCCCCAAAGCCACAGGUCCAGCAGCUGUCUAGAGUGCAACAGGUUCCUCAGCAGCACGUACAGCAUGUAUACCCCACCCAGGUGCAGUAUGUCGAAGGUGGAGAAGCCGUCUACCCCAAUGGCGCCAUCCGCACGGCGUACACCUAUAAUCACGAUGCCCAGCUCUACGGUCAGACCAGCGGUAACACCUACUUUGACACUCAGGCAGGAGCGACGCAGGUCACCACGGUGGUCUCGUCAUCCAGCAGCGUGCCUUCCCACGGCAUGGUGGGCAUCGCCAUGGACGUGGGCAGCAGCCAGGUGAUCUCCAGCAGCGGUGCUUAUCUCAUUCACGGGGGCAUGGACGGCCGCCACCACGCCACUCCGUCCUCCCGGUCGUCCUCUGCAAUGCUUGAAAUGGCGAUUGAAAACCUCCAAAAGUCUGAAGGGAUUGCUUCUCACAAGAGCAUCCUGCUCAACAGCCAUCUGCAGUGGCUGUUGGAUAACUAUGAGACAGCGGAAGGAGUUAGUCUGGCACGCUGCUCCCUCUAUAACCACUACUUGCGUCACUGCCACGAGCAGAAGCUGGACCCAGUCAACGCCGCCUCCUUUGGCAAACUCAUCCGCUCAGUGUUCAUGGGGCUACGGACACGCCGCCUUGGCACCAGGGGAAACUCAAAGUACCAUUACUAUGGCAUCCGUGUGAAGCCCGACUCUCCUCUCAACCAGCUGCAGGAUGACACUCAGUACAUGGCCAUGAGACAGCAGCCCAUCCACCAGAAACAGAGGUUUAAGCCGCUGCAGAAGAUGGGUGGGAUGGGUGAGUGCAUUUCAUUUGGCUCUCAGCACUCCAGCAGCACGCCGGAGCAGAGCGUGGCCGCUCAGAGCCAACACCACCAACAGUACAUCGACGUGUCCCACGCCUUGCCCCCGUUCCCCUCUCUCGAUCUGGACUCCUGUCCGCUGCCGGAGCGCAUCACCAUGAACGAUGUGAAGAAGCUACAGAGCAUCUACAGGGACCACUGUGAGGCCACUCUAGAUGUGGUGAUGAAUCUGCAGUUUCACUUCAUCGAGAAGCUGUGGCAGACCUUCUGGUAUUCAGCACUGCCAUCUAGUGACGGCACCACCACCAUCCCCAGCAGUGAUGAGGAAAUCGAAGGCGUGAUCCCGAGGGAGAAGCUGAUCGCGCUGUGCAAGUUCGAGCCGGUGAAACAGUGGAUGAGGAGCUGCGAUCACAUCCUGUACCAGGCCCUGGUGGAGAUCCUCAUCCCUGAUGUCCUGCGGCCUGUUCCCAGUACUCUCACUCAGGCUAUUAGAAACUUUGCUAAGAGCCUAGAGGGCUGGUUGACUUCAGCGAUGAGUAACUUCCCCCAGGAGAUCAUCCGCACCAAGGCCGCAGUGGUGAGUGCGUUUGCGCAGACGCUGCGCAGGUACACCUCUCUGAACCACCUGGCGCAGGCGGCUCGGGCUGUCCUGCAGAACACGUCUCAGAUCAACCAGAUGCUCAGUGACCUCAACCGCGUCGACUUCGCCAACGUGCAGGAGCAGGCGUCAUGGGUGUGUCAGUGUGACGAGAGCAUGGUGCAGCGUCUGGAGCAGGAUUUUAAGAGGACGCUGCAGCAGCAGAGCUCUCUGGACGAGUGGGCCAUGUGGCUGGACAGCGUGGUGAGUCAGGUGCUGAAACCACAUGAGGGCAGUCCCAGUUUCCCCCGCGCCGCACGACAGUUCCUCCUCAAGUGGUCCUUCUACAGCUCCAUGGUGAUCAGAGACCUGACUCUGCGCAGCGCGGCAAGUUUCGGCUCGUUCCACCUGAUCCGCCUGCUCUACGAUGAGUACAUGUUCUACCUGGUGGAGCAUCGUGUCGCCCAGGCAACCGGAGAAACCCCUAUCGCCGUCAUGGGAGAGUUCAGUGACCUCAGCUCGAUGAUGCCGUCCCUCAUGGACAAAGAUCCGUCUUUCUCAGACGACAUGAGUGACCUGGGCAGUGACGCAGACGUGUCCCGGGGGACGUGCGAGCCUGCCGUGAAGAGAGAGAGAAUCGAGAUUAAUCACACUCUGCAGGAGAUCUGAAGUUGGUCCAGCGUGUGCGAGAUUGUGUGUGUGUGUGUGUGUGUGUGUUUAUCCAUGAGCAAACACUAGAAUCCACCAUUCUGCUCACGAGAGUUGAUGUAACACUGGCUGGAUUCUUGUUGUUUAUGAAAAACUAAUGCAGUCUACAGACUUUAUAGUUUGUGCUUGAGGCUCGUUUUCCUUUCCUCCUCCUCCUUCUUCUUCUUCGUGCCUCUGUGUGUAUAAUCUGUGCCAUAGUGUCCUUUCAGUGCCUUAGACGAGAGCAGAAACCACUUGAGCACACACCGUGCCUGUCCCGCGGUACUAUCGUAUCUCCUCGAGCACCUUUGGAAGAAAUAUUUCAGAUCCCCGUAGCGUUAGCUGCAGUCGCUCGCUCGCUCGCUCACUCGGGUCCCAUGCAAACACACAAAAAGACAAAGAGAAAAACACAACCCACAUACAAAGCACCCUGUCCGUAUGACAAGCCGUCGAUACCUCAACUGUUUCUAUGCUGCGCUGUUUUGUGUAAAGAGGCUCAACAGUCCGAGAGCUGCUCCUUAUAUAAAGUUCUUGAUGUAUGUAUGUAUGUAAACUUAUCAGCUUUACGGUUCGCGAUUAACACUACGUUCACAUCAGCAAGCGUUCAUUUCGACAACAGAGCUGCGAUUUCAAAUCGACAUUUUCUCAACACAAAAGCGACUCAUCCGAAUACGAACGCGUGGCUCGACAGAUUCCUCGGACCAAACCCCACGGUGCCUACCCUGCGGUCCGAAACAAAAUGGAGGAAACGCGUAUAAUGUUGGUUUGAACGUUAUCCUGACUUAAAUGUGUAUAGAGGCAUUACGAAGAAAAAUAAAAAGCUUAGCGCGUGUACGUAAUCCGUAAUUUUGUGCUGCUAGUCUGAAGUCUAGCAAGUGACCUGCAAAUCAAGCUAGUUUGCACACUGUUUAAUUUGUGUGUAACGAGAGUUAGUUAAGAAACAGUAGUAGCUAUAGAUAUGUUUAGGGAAAAAAAAAAAAGUUGGGCAGGCCACGCCCACAAGGUAGCUGCAUUUAUACACAUCAACAAGAGACAAACGAACAGAUACGAGCGAAUUGUUGCCUGCUAGUGUGAAUGAACACGGGUCAAAACUGUCGUCAUGGUAACAGUCGAGUCUGUAGUAAAGACCUGAAUCGAGGUGUUCUAGCGUUUGCCUUUUGUAGGAUCUAAAAGGAUGGAUGGAUGGAUGGAUGUGUUCACAUCUUGCGUACGUGUAACUGAACGUCUGUCUGAGCUCGCUGGUUUGUUCUGAACUCUCUCUCUCUCUCUCUUUAUACAUAGGAUGUUAAACUUUUUAUAUAACGUACAUUUUAUCAAUUUUAAAUGGAGUUAUUGUGCGAUAUGAAUAACGCAAGCUUUCUUAGCUAUUUUAUAAAAAAAAAAAAAAACCACACAUUUAUUUCACCCUUAAACUGAAAUAUGCACACACGCGCACACGUCGCCUUGGUGCUGGAUUUCCGAUUGUGCUUUUUGUUCUCGUCGUAUGAAAACGUAUCUAUUUAUAUAUAUAUAAUUAAUUACCCAAAUUUUAGAAAUCGUUGAGCUCCCGGUUUGUUGCUCGUGUUGUGUUUCUUUCUCUCUCUGUGUUUACAAAUGCAGUACGAUUUUAUUUUUUUCCCCUUCUUUUCUUCUCUCCGGAAUGUGAUUAGUCAUCGUCGUGGCCUUUUUUAUCCCUCUCUCUCGCUCUCUCUCGCUCUCAUCAGUUAUGAGCGCUGCAGGCUGUUAGUGCGUUUAAAAAAAUUUGCGUAACUUGGUCAUAGGUUUUUUUUUUUUUGUAUUGCUGUUUUAGAUGGAUUAUUUUUAUUUUUAUGGGAGUAGAUGAUUCUUCUCACAAUUAUAUUUUGAGGAAAAAAAAAAAAUCGUUCUUGAAUAUUCUUUCCUAGGCUGAGAACAGACUGCGGUCUGUAAUAAAAUCUUACUUCAGUUGUAUUUUGUACUGGUUUAAAAAAAAAAAAAAGAAAGAAAGAAAAAAGAAAGAAAAGUGUAAUAAAU
Molecule: messenger RNA, 4543 nt
Organism: Neoarius graeffei (lesser salmon catfish)
Lineage: Eukaryota; Metazoa; Chordata; Actinopteri; Siluriformes; Ariidae
Gene: rfx2
Product: regulatory factor X, 2 (influences HLA class II expression)
Exons: 18
Coding region: 353-2533 (726 amino acids)
Biological process (GO): regulation of transcription by RNA polymerase II
Cellular component (GO): nucleus
Molecular function (GO): RNA polymerase II cis-regulatory region sequence-specific DNA binding; DNA-binding transcription factor activity, RNA polymerase II-specific
Source: RefSeq, a predicted model, not a curated record